UUUGAAGAGCCUGGGUGUUUUACCCGCUGAGGAAAUUUGCUCCAUCUCCAGCAGCAACCACUGCUCCUUUUGAUGUUGUGGUACGCCGUGCGCAUGCGCUUCACAUUAGAAUUACUGCACUGGCCAGAAUAAGUUGGAUCUCUUCUUCUCUUCACUGAAACCCUAAAUCAUAUCAAAAGCUAAAGGGAUGCUGAGAGUCCGGAAAAAGGGUUACUUUGGGAUUUGGUCAUUCCCUUUAAUAAUAGCUGCGGUGUGUGCACAGAGUGUCAAUGACCCUAGCAAUAUGUCACUGGUGAAAGAGACCGUGGAUAGACUGCUGAAGGGCUAUGAUAUUCGCUUGAGGCCAGAUUUUGGAGGUCCCCCAGUGGCUGUUGGCAUGAACAUAGACAUUGCCAGUAUAGAUAUGGUCUCGGAAGUCAAUAUGGACUAUACUUUGACAAUGUACUUCCAGCAAGCGUGGAGGGAUAAGAGGCUGUCCUAUAAUGUGAUACCUCUAAACCUUACCCUGGACAACAGAGUGGCUGAUCAGCUCUGGGUGCCCGACACCUACUUCCUGAAUGACAAGAAAUCAUUUGUUCAUGGUGUUACUGUGAAGAACAGAAUGAUUCGCCUGCAUCCAGAUGGAACAGUCCUUUAUGGACUCAGAAUUACAACAACAGCUGCUUGUAUGAUGGACCUGCGGAGAUAUCCGCUGGACGAGCAGAACUGCACGCUGGAGAUUGAAAGCUAUGGCUAUACAACAGAUGACAUUGAAUUUUACUGGCGUGGGGGUGAUAAUGCAGUCACAGGAGUGACAAAGAUCGAACUGCCACAGUUCUCCAUUGUGGACUACAAGCUUAUCACCAAGAAUGUUGUUUUCUCUACAGGUGCCUACCCAAGGCUGUCUCUCAGCUUUAAACUUAAGAGAAACAUUGGUUACUUCAUUCUGCAGACCUACAUGCCUUCUAUUCUGAUCACUAUCCUGUCCUGGGUUUCCUUCUGGAUUAAUUAUGAUGCUUCAGCUGCAAGAGUUGCAUUAGGAAUCACAACUGUGCUCACAAUGACAACAAUUAACACCCAUCUUCGAGAGACUCUUCCCAAAAUUCCAUAUGUGAAAGCCAUUGAUAUGUACCUUAUGGGAUGUUUUGUCUUCGUUUUCAUGGCUCUGCUGGAAUAUGCAUUGGUCAACUACAUCUUCUUUGGCAGGGGACCUCAGCGCCAAAAGAAAGCAGCAGAAAAAGCUGCCAGUGCCAACAAUGAGAAGUUGCGAAUGGAUGUCAAUAAGGACAGAAGAAUAAUUGGCACAUAUCAUUGUCCAGAAAUGUAUUCAACAAAGAUGGAUCCACAUGAAAACAUAUUGUUGAGCACGCUUGAAAUCAAGAACGAGAUGGCUGCCUCGGAGGCGGUGAUGGGGCUCGGGGACCCUAGGAGCACAAUGCUGGCCUAUGACACGUCGAGCAUCCAGUACCGCAAAGCCGGCUUGCCCCGGCACAGCUUCGGCCGCAACGCCCUGGAGCGACACGUGGCACAGAAGAAGAGCCGGCUACGGAGACGCGCGUCCCAGCUGAAAAUCACCAUCCCUGACUUGACUGAUGUCAAUGCCAUAGAUCGAUGGUCUCGCAUAUUCUUCCCCGUUGUUUUUUCCUUCUUCAAUAUUGUCUAUUGGCUUUACUAUGUGAACUAAGAAACAAAGCCACGCGGGAAGAAAGAACUGGAUUUCUCUUCAAAUCAGUUGUACAGCCAAAAGUGGGACUUGGAAAAAAUUCUAUUCAGGACAAAAAGUUAUUUUAAAACACCUUAGUUGCUGGCCCACUCUAUGGUCUGUUUUUAUAACAUUUUGGUUGUAUCUGCUAAACCAUAUAUAUGUUAAGUUGCAGUAUGGACAUAUCCCCUUAUCAAAAUAUAAGUGCAUUUUGAGUGUAAAGGCAAAUUGCGUUUUGAAAAUCACUUCUGUCUCAUUUUCCCUCACUAUUUUUUUUUUCCAAUGGUUGUUUGAGUUUAGUGAUACAAAUUAUAGAGCAGCAUUUGAGAAACAAGUUUUAAUUUCAACAGCAGUACAUAUUUUAGGGAAAGUACAUAUCCAAGGCAUGCAUAUACACUUAAGAGUGUUCCAAGCUACAUGCUUAUGAAACACAUACACUUUACUUUUUAAAUGUGUAAACUUGAAAACAAGUAGUGCCUAUCAUCUUUCCAAGAUGAUGAUGGUCAGAGGUUUCCCAACCAUAUUCAGGUAUUUCCUUUUAUUUAUUUAAAGAACUGAACCUUUGACUGAUAAUAUUGGGGUUGGGUGUUUGCACAGAUUCUGAAGCAAGAAGCACUAGUUUGUUUGUAUUUUAAAGAGAGAACAUAUGCUCAGUCACCAUGACUGUGUUUGGGAUCAAUAGAGGAAUGUAGGGUCUGUAUAAAAAUGCAUCAGCACUGAAUGGGUAGAUGCUGCUGGGUUGUGUUGGGGAAAGGGAAUCUGUCCAAAGUGCCAAAAUUGAUUGCCCAAAUAGUAAUUCUGCAGAUGGCUGAAAGAAGCCAGUGGUGUUCUGCCUUUCUCUAGGGCAGGGAGAGUGAGAGAGCAAGUACAAAGUGCAGGGGCAAGGAGAGAGGAGGUAAACACAUAAAAGUGUGUAUGUAUAUAUAUAUAUAUAUAUAUAUAUAUGUAUAUAUAUAUAUAUAUAUCACAGAUGAAUGUUGUCAGUUGUACACACCUUAGUCUGAAAUAGUCAUGUGGAGUUGUGUGAUUUCUUCCAGGUUUUCAUCUUUCCAGCAUUAUGCUUUCUGCUGUUAGGUAAAGGUUCUGUAUCUCUUUCAGCAAUCGAGAUCUGAGCAUAUGUAUUUCUGUACAAGAGGUACUGAGAGGGUGUUUUCUCAGUCUGGAUUAGGCAAUACCAUUUCACUUUUUGUUUUCCUUAAUGCACUGUUCUAAAGGAAAGUAAUUCCUAACAAUCACUUUAAGAGUUUGAGUACACUCUUGAAUGUUUCUUGCUUUGGGGUGAUUUCCAUUGAAAAACUAGAAAAUAUCAGUUUUUCUUUGGGAAGCUUCUUGAAUUAAAAGGUUGAGAUUUUCUUUCAAUCCAUUGAGCUUUAUUUUUACAAAAUAGUAAAAUAGAAUAAAAAAGAAUUAUACAAAA
Messenger RNA from Lonchura striata (white-rumped munia), 3098 nucleotides. The record is from RefSeq and is a predicted model, not a curated record. NCBI's taxonomy places the organism in Eukaryota, Metazoa, Chordata, Aves, Passeriformes, Estrildidae.